Caenorhabditis auriculariae is the source of this 6539-nucleotide messenger RNA. The record is from the annotation of a GenBank genome assembly. Lineage: Eukaryota; Metazoa; Nematoda; Chromadorea; Rhabditida; Rhabditidae.
AUGCAUUUACUGCGUCUGCCGCCUGGGCCUUUGAAAACCUUCAAAUUGAUGGCCUUCAAUACAAGACCGAUUUCAUCUUCUCCAUUUUGCUACUCGAUUUCCAAAGAAGUAGCAAAAACCAAAGAAGCGGCUGUUGAUCCUUUAAACGCCUACACCGCUUUUGGAAACAUCAGAAAGCAGAAGAAAGACGUUUUUCAUUACACUGAUAGGUCGAUAAUGAUUUUUUGUUUUCCAUGGUUUUUGAAAGUUUUAGAGAGAGCGGAAAAGGAUAUUCCGAUUAUUCAUCGUCAAUUUACAACCACAGACCUUAUAUUUGGCCUCCACUCCGGAAACUCUUCAACUGGAACUUUGCUGCCAUUAUUUUCAUCAUGUCUAUUUUGAUGUUGGAUUAUGAAUGGUGAAAUCAUAGUUUACUUCUUUUAAACCUGAUGUAAAAUUCAGGAUUUUGGGCAAAAUCAACGAAUCCUCGAAGAAUUUCAAGCCGAAUGCUUCACAAUUGAAAGAAGCCGAGUCUGAAGGCUCUCUGGUUAGUUUUCUUCAAAAAUUAAGAGUAAAAAGUGGUUUUUAGGCGAGUUCAUCAGAAUCUGAAGCCGAAACCGAGUCGGACAGUGAAAACGAUCUGAAGGAAAUGAAAGAGAAGCCGAAAAAGAAGAAAAUCGGGUUCCGGGAAAGGCGAAUUAUUGAGUAUGAGGAUCGGCUGAGGAUGUAUUCGACUCCUGAUAAAAUAUUCCGCUAUUUCGCGACUUUAAAAGUUCGUUUUGGAACCUUUUUGCGGUUUAAAGGCGCAGAAGGCCUAAAAUAAAUCCCUUUAGAAAGCCCUAUUUAUCUUGAAAUUAUAUGAAGCUCAAAAAAACCUUGUUUGUUUUUUUUAAAGGCGCAGCAACUUUAAAAAAAUAAUCUUUGAAAAAUUAAUUUUGAGCUCUAGAUCUUUAAGAUCCUUUUUUUCAAAGCUUUUAAAAGCAUUUUUUUGGAGAGUUUUUGGUUCAAAUUUAUUAUAUUUUUCCGUACUCAAGUAUGUUUUUUUCAAGGUAAUGGACCCGAAUGACGAUUCCGGCCGUAGUUUCGAAGUUUUCAUGACCCCGGAAGAUUUCCUGCGAUCUUUCACGCCUGGCGUCAUGCAGCCACGGCGAUGGGGCUUGGAUAGCUUCAAAGUUUAUCAGCCUGAGGUCCGGGGAAGUUUCGGAAGGCUUUUGGGAGAAAAAAGAAGGAAUUUUUCCGUUUUUUUGCUGUUAAAAUUGACAGAAUCUUCACUGGUUUCUUAUUUUUUUUUGUUUUUUCAUUUAUUUAUGGAACUUAGUAAUCUUGAUCUUAUGGAAUUUGCUUCAUAUAUUAUUUUUCACCUCCUUUCAUAACUAACUUCAUUUACUCUCACAAUAAUUUGCUUUUUGAUGAGUUCCAUGUUGUUUCCAGUCUUCAUGAAAAAAAAUUUUCCAGCAAAAUGACAGAUUUUCCUCAUAAAAAAGUCUUCAAACAAUGAAAAAAAUCAAAUAUAUUCCUUUCCCAGAAGCACAAAAAAAUCACAAAUUUCUUAUUUUUUUGUUUUUUUCUUCAUUCAUUUAUUGAACUUAGCUUUUUCAAUAACCUAAUUUUUUUAAGAAAUUUGCAUUAUAUCUAUUUUUUUACCUUUUUCCCAUCACUAAAUUCAUUUAUUUUUCACACUAAUUUAGUUUUUUUGAUGGGUUUCAUGUUGUUUCCAGUCUUCACGAAAAAAAUAUUUUUUUCUGAUUCUUUCUUUCCAAAUUUUUUUCAGCAAUAUGACAUAUUUUGCUCCUAAAAAUUCAUCAAACAAUGAAAAAAUAUAUUCCUUUUCAUUUUCCAUUCAAAUUUCCACUUCCAGAAGCACCAAAAGCACAAAUUCUCCGACCCGAAUAGCAUUUUCUACAAGCUUGGCGAAAAUGGCCUGAUCAGCUUCAGCGAUUAUCUCUUUCUCAUGACCCUCCUUUCCAGUUUGUUCAUUUUCUAACACUAACUGGAAAAAAAGACAUUUUCCAGCUUCCUUGGCCGAUUUCGCUCUGGCUUUCCAAAUUUUCGAUGUGAACGGGGAUGGCGCCUUGGAUAAGGAAGAGUUUCAGAAAGUUCAGGUUCAUUUUUCAUGAUAUUUUCCUUCAGAAACUAUGUACUUUUUUUUCCAGCAAUUGAUCAUGUCCCAAACGACCGUCGGCCAACGACAUCGGGACCACGUGACCCCUAAUUCUUCCUUCCGGGUCGUCAAAAAUUCGGCUCUCGAGGAAUAUUUCUUUGGGAAAAACGGCGAUUUGAGGCUGUGCGCCGAUAAAUUCAUCGAGUUUCAUGCGAGUUUUGUAGUUUUUUGCUUGGAAAUGGAUGAAAAUAUUCAAUAUUUACACGCAUGUUUGAGACAGUACUACGGUCAAUAUUUCGUCAUCAGUUUCGGAGCCAAAACUUUUUUUAAAUUUUCUUUCUUUCUUGCAAUUUGUUAAGGACCUAUUUCUCGAGGUUACAAGGUAAGUUACGUCACAAAAAGUACACAAGAUUUCAUUUUAUUAUUGAAAAACCUAGCUUGACUACCGUCCAUCUUAAAGGCGUUUUUAUAAGGCUUUUCUCACCUUUUUACAUAGUCGAGCCCUUUGAAAGUCCUUUAUGGAUCAAACUUCCAUUGAUUGUUCCCUUUUCACUGCCUUUUCCCGUCCUAUCACCGGCCUUUAUUCACCCUUUUUGGGCCCUUUUAAGGAACACGGAAUUUUUUUAAUAGAGAAUAAUCUUUAUGAACCAAAAUGUGCUACAGUAAUAAAAUCGGAAAUCAUCUUUCUUCACCCUUUUUGCACCCUUUUUGAGGCUUUUCAGCCCUCCAAGAAAGAAAGGCUCAAUAAAGGCCGCAAAACGGAACCCUUUUAGCGGCCAUUUUGCACCUGUUUUCAGAUUUUAGCAGUGAAAGUCGAAAAGGGUGGAAAGAGGCUUCAUGGAAAAAUAUCUUAUAGAGUUACAAAGGCUCCUUUUCACUGCCUCUUUCCGUCCUUUCAUCGGCCUUCAUCCACCCUUUUUGGACCCUUUUAAGAAUCACGGAAUUUUUUUAAUUGAGAAUAAUCUUUAUGAACCAAAAUGGGCUACAGUAAUAAAAUCGGAAAUCAUCAAUCGCCGACUCUUUCAGCACCCUUUUUUCACCCGUUUUUGAGGCUAUUUAAGAAAGAAAUGCUCAAUAAUGGCCGCAAAACGGAACCCUUUUAGCGGCUAUAUUGCACCCAUUUUUAGACUUUUGCAGUGAAAGUCGAAAAGGAUGGAAGAGGUUUCAUGGAAAAAUAUCUUAUAGAGUUACAAAGGCUCCUUUUCACUGCCUUUUAACGUCCUUUCAUCGGCCUAUAUUCACCCUUUUUGGACCCUUUUGAGAAACACAAAAUUUUCAAGUUAAGAAUAAUCUUUAUGAACCAAAAUGGGCUACAGUAAUAAAAUCGGAAAUCAUCAAUCGCCGAGUCUUUCAGCACCCUUUUUGCACCCUUUCUUAAGGUUUUUUAGUCCUCCAAGAAAGAAAGGUUCAAUAAUAAACCCUUUUAGCGACCAUUUUGCACUUGUUUUCCGACUUUCCCUUCCAAAAAUGGAUUUAUCAAGAAAGUUGAAAAAAAGUUAUAGGCAAGGUCGGAAGGGUGAAAAAAGGCUCCAUAUAAAAGUUCCUUUUAGGGUGAAAAGGUUCCUUUUUGCUGCCUUUUUGCGCCAUUUCAUCGGCUGUUAUGCACCAUUUUUGCUACCUCUCCUUUUUUUCACCGUUUCUUUAUCCCUGAAAAAAUGGAAAGUUCUAUAAAGGGACUUUCUUUGCUGCCCUUCUGCGGCCUUUUCUGAGCCUCUCCAAUUUUGCAGCCAUUAUCCACCAAGUACCUCCCAAAAAUGGAUUUUAUAGGAUAACACCAUAAAAAAGGAAUGGUCUUUAUUUUGCUGCGACCUAUCAAAAUAAUAAUAAAUAUUGCAGACCCGACUUCAAAGCGACAUUUUUGAAGAUGGAGUUCGAUCGCCGCGACGCCAUGGACGACCAACCGGGCAGGAUUUCCGAGGUGGAAUAAUAAUUUUUCGAUUUUUGUCGUAAAAUUAAGUUUAUGUACAUUUUUCUUCAAUACAGUUUUUUUUUUGUUAAAAACAUUCAUUUUUUCUUCCUUUCAGUGUUAUUUUUCGAAAAAACGUACAUUUUAUCUCAAAAAGUCAGUUAUAUUUCCCGUUUUCAGCCGGGAAAUUUUGUUAAUUUCGAAUUUUUUUUGUAUUUUUAAAGAUUCUUCUGGCCAACUGCUUUGUUAUAUUCAUACAAUUUCGAAAUCUACAGCCCUUCCAGAAAAAAAAAAAUUAUCAUAUUUUCCAGGAAAGCUUCGCCCAGCUACUCCUUCUCCACGCACAGAUCGUUGAUAAGAAACAAAAAUUAAUGCUUCGAAGGGUCAAACGAAAGUUUAAGGGUCAAGAAGCGCCUGGAAUCAGCUUUGAGGAGGUUUUUUUUGAAAAUAAAAUGGAAUUGAAUUUUUUUUUGUGUGACUAGUAAAGUUAUUCAUAGGGAUUCCGCGAAUUUCGAAAUUUUCUCUGACUCUCCAAAAUUCAGUUACCUUUUUUUCUCUGACGGUUAUUUUGUGGCCAGUAAAGUUUUUCUUAAUGUCGUGUUCAUAGUGAUUCCGCGAAUUUCGAAUUUUUCUCUGACUCUCCUAAUUUUAGUUAUCUUUUUCUUUCUCUGACGGUUAUUUUGUCCAGUGAAGUUAUUCCUAAUGCCGUGUUAAUAGUGAUUCCGCGAAUUUCGAAUUUUUCUCUGACUCUCCUAAUUUUAGUUAUCUUUUUCUUUCUCUGACGGUUAUUUUGUCCAGUGAAGUUAUUCCUAAUGCCGUGUUCAUAGUGAUUUCGCGACUUUCGAUUUUUCUCUGACUCUCCUAAUUUUAGUUGUCUUUUUCACUCUCUGACGGUUAUUUUGUCCAGUGAAGUUAUUCCUAAUGCCGUGUUCAUAGUGAUUUCGCGAAUUUCGAACUUUUCUCUGACUCUCCUAAUUUUAGUUAUCUUUUUCUUUCUCUGACGGUUAUUUUGUCCAGUGAAGUUAUUCUUAAUGUCGUGUUCAUAGUGAUUCCGCGACUUUCGAUUUUUCUCUGACUCUCCUAAUUUUAGUUGUCUUUUUCACUCUCUGACGGUUAUUUUGUCCAGUGAAGUUAUUCCUAAUGCCGUGUUCAUAGUGAUUUCGCGAAUUUCGAACUUUUCUCUGACUCUCUAAAAUUUAGCAAUCUUUUUCUUUCUCUGACGGCUUUUUGGAUUUCGCGGGAUUAUUGUGAGCAGAGUAUACAACAGAAAAAGUUGAGCCAUAUUCAAAAAAGAUAAUUUUUCUUUCAGACCAAGGCGUUUUUCGACUUUUUGUAUCAUAUCGAUGACGUCGACGUCGCCUUGCAUUUUCACAAAAUGGCCGGGAUUCCGGUGGAUGCGAAUUUGUUGAAAAGGUGCCUUUUUUCCUCGAGAAAAAAUAGCAGUUUUUUAGAGUGGCGCUGAAAAUCACGGGAGUUUCCCUUUCGGACCAUGUUGUGGACCUCGUCAUCACGCUUUUUGAUGAUAAUAUGGUUUGUUUCAGUUUUGAAAAAAAGCGAAAAAAUCAGAAAAUAAUUAAAAUUUAUUCUGUCCCUUGAAGGAGAAGCUGAUUUUGGGCCUUUUUUUAACUUAUGAAUCGUGACAGAAUUAUAAAAAAAUACCCGUUAAAAACAAUUUUUUUCGUAGAUUUUCCAGAAAAACCAGCCCUAUUCAAUUCAAAUUUUCAUUUCUGACCGGUUGAAUUUUGCCCGUAAAUCACCUGUUUUCACUACGUAUUUACUGUUUCCUAGAAAUUAGGGGUAAUUUGGAAAUCUUGAUUUUUCAGUAACUUCUGAAAAUGCGUAGACAUUUUAUUUUUUCAUUUUUCGUGGAAGAUUUUAUGAUUUUUGAUCUUACUUUUAGUCGUAGUUAAAGCCGAUUCCAGUGAGAGUACCGCCAGAAAAGAUAUAAAAAAAGGGGUUUUGGCCACAAGUUCCUUGUGAGGAAAUCAAUCUUUCUGGGGUUGGGAUGACUGUUAUUUUUAACACUCUUAUGAAGUUUCAAAAAAAAAAGUUGCUCCAGAAACUUCCAGGAAGAUUAGUUUCUUUGCAAAAACGUCGCGUUUUUUUCGUUUUUUUUCGGAUGGUAUACAACGACUUGGAAUUUCACCGAACGACAUUCCGCUGUGCCGCUGCGCGCCUCUCGCGCUUUUAAUUUUUUUUUUCUUUUAUUAAGGUACUCUACUUUCAUGUGCUCCCACAGCAGUAACAAUCAAGUGAAAACGUAAGCUAGAUUCGAAAGACGCUUCGCGAACGCACGCAGCGGAACAGCGGAAUGUCGUUCCGUGAAAUUUCAAGUACACAGACUAGACUGCAUUAUCUUCUAACUUCAACUUUGUUGGAACUGUCCUUUUCCAGGACGGAAGUCUCUCCCACGAGGAGAUGAUUUCGGUGAUGCGUCGACGUACGCGUCGCGGUCUGGAACGGCCGAGGGACACUGGACUGUUCCGAUUGGUCGACGCCGCCGUCGAGUGCAGCAAGAGAGCCUACCACGCCAGUCCCCUGCCUUUUUAUUGA